AUGAUCCAAUCAAGCUCUACCAUUUCAUUAAGCUCCUUGAACGGGAAUCACGGUUGGGUGAUCCAGAAGUUUGGUGGUACCAGUGUUGGGAAAUUCCCUGAGAAAAUUGUAGAUGAUGUUGUUUCAUUGUACAACAGCUCUAACAAGAUUGCUGUUGUUUGUUCAGCCAGAUCAUCGAAUACCAAAUCUGAAGGUACCACUUCGAGGUUGAUCUUAUCGGCAGACAGGGCUCUCGAAGGUGGUAAUUAUAAAGAAAUCAUCGACUUAGUAAAGGAAGAUCAUGUGAAUAAUGCUACCCUCAGGAUCAAGGACCCAGAAAUCAAAGCCCAGUUAAUCAAAGAGACUUUAGAAAUUUGCGAUCAAACUGCCACUUUAUUGCACGCUGCCACCGUUGUGGAGGAAAUCUCUUACAAGACCUUAGAUACCAUUAUUUCAGCCGGUGAAAGAUUAAGUUGUUUGUUUGUGGCUGCUUUGAUGAAUGAUAGAGGAAUACCUGCCAAGUUCAUUGAUUUGUCAUUCAUUAUUGCACCAGUGAAGGCCUCUGCCAUGGACGCUGCGUCUGGUUCCAGUGCGAAGGCUAGCUUGGAUCAAGAAUUCUAUGACUCCUUAGCUGGAAGCCUUGCUGAAGCUGUAAAUAAAGAAAUUCCUGAAGACUCCAAUGUUGUUCCAGUGUUGACUGGUUAUUUCGGAGUGGUGCCUGGUGGGUUAUUGAAUAAUAUCGGGAGAGGUUAUACAGAUUUGUGUGCCGCGUUGGUUGCCGUUGGUUUGGAUGCUGACGAGCUACAAAUCUGGAAAGAAGUGGACGGUAUUUUCACUGCAGAUCCUCGUAAAGUGACAAAUGCUAGACUUUUGCCUACCGUCACUCCUGAUGAAGCUGCUGAAUUGACAUACUAUGGUAGUGAAGUCAUCCAUCCAUUCACCAUGGAACAAGUCAUUAGAGCAAAGAUUCCAAUCAUCAUCAAAAACGUGGAAAAUCCUUUGGGUAAGGGUACCAUCAUUUACCCAGACAAUAUCGGCAGAAAGGGCGAGGCUACCCCACCACAUCCUCCAUUGGCUUCUGCUUUGCUCAGUGCAAGCAUGUUAAACAAAAAGAAGGCACCAACUGCAGUCACCGUAAAACAUGAUAUUGUGGUUAUUAAUGUCCAUUCCAACAAAAAAACAUUAUCACAUGGUUUCUUAGCUAAGAUCUUUGCGAUUUUGGAUAAGUAUAGGCUUGUGGUUGAUUUGAUUUCUACUUCGGAAGUUCACGUCUCUAUGGCCCUAUAUAAUUGUGAAGACGGGUUCCACCCAGACCUUAGGAGAGCCAUGAAGGAGUUGAGCUCAAUGGGGACUGUUGAUUUGGUCAAGAACUUUGCUAUUGUUUCUUUGGUUGGGAAAGAAAUGAGACACUUAAUUGGCAUUGCUGGUGCCAUGUUUGAAUGUUUGGCGAAGGAAAAAAUCAAUAUUGAAAUGAUCAGUCAAGGUGCCAAUGAAAUCAACAUCAGUUGUGUGGUGAACGAAAGUGAUAGUUUGAAGGCCUUACAAGCCAUCCAUAGAGACUUAUUAGAUGAAGUUGAAGUCCAUUCUCGAGUUGCACAAUUGAAAUUGGAAAAUUGA
Molecule: messenger RNA, 1596 nt
Organism: Saccharomycopsis crataegensis
Lineage: Eukaryota; Fungi; Ascomycota; Saccharomycetes; Ascoideales; Saccharomycopsidaceae
Gene: HOM3
Product: aspartate kinase
Exons: 1
Coding region: 1-1596 (531 amino acids)
Biological process (GO): L-homoserine biosynthetic process
Cellular component (GO): cytosol
Molecular function (GO): aspartate kinase activity
Source: RefSeq, a predicted model, not a curated record